ACCGCAGCUGCAUAGGAAGGAGGAGGAGGGUCAGUGGGGAUGCGCGCAGAAAUCUGGCUACCCAGCGACGAGCUGCGACGAUUUAAGUAGCUACCGAAACUAAUCACAGAAAAGGGCGCCCGUAGUACCUGAAUCGUCAAUCGUGUUUAUGACAAAACGCAAUCAAUCAAGAGUCCGGUAACCUUCGGGAAGUCGCGGAAGUAUAAUUCAACUUGAACGGAUUUGACACAUCACUGACAACAUGGCUGAAUUUAGCAUUGAUCAGAAAAAACUACCCGGAGUAAAAGAAGUGUGUCGGGACUUUGCAGUUCUGGAAGAUCAUUGCCUGGCCCACAACCUGCAGGAGCAGGAGAUCGAGAGCCACUUGGCCUCUAACGUCCAUAAGAGUCGACUGGUGCAGCAGGACCUGCAGGUGGCCAAGCGCAUGCAGGAGGAGGAGGAUCUGAGAGCCAAGGCCCAGAGCAAGAGGCAGUAUCGAGACAUUGAACGUCAGGAUAAUGAGAUUGCCCAGGAGAUUCAAGAGGAACUGGUCCGACAGGCAGAACAGCAGAGACGGCAGGAGGAAAAGGAUGCGGCCAUUGCUCGCAAACUGCAGGAGAAGGAGAUGAAGGAGGAGAGAAGGAGGCAGAAGCAGAUAGAGGUUAACUUUGAGGAGGAGUACUACGAGGGUCAAGUCUACCAAGACAAACCCAAACGCCUUGCCCCCCCCGAUUCCUCACACCACGAUCUUUCCCGGGACGAUGUCAGGCAUGAGCCCAGCAGGACUCCAAACCAGUCCAAAUUCAAACCCGGGUCCCCCCACACUCGCUCCAGAUACCCAGAGCAUGACCGGCUGAUGGAGACAGAUCCAUACCCUGAACACAGGCUCCCAUCCAAAGGCAAGCAGAGACACAUGGAGUACCAGGCCACAGAGACCCAGAGAGAGAAGGACGCAGUGCUGAGGGAUGAGGGGGAGAGGGCAGUGAGGAGGAGAGGGAGACCUCCCAGGCCAGUGCCGCCACAGUUUGUUGUGGAGAGGGACCGGGACCGGGAGAUAGACAAAGCCGGAGAAAGACAUGGAGAUCGACCAAGGAAUAUAGACCGGGAGUCGGAUCUGGCGCAGGAGAGACCCUCUGAAAGAGAAGGGAGGAGAGAAGCAUGCAGAGCGGGGGAACCUAAAAGAGACAAGGACAGAGAGAAUGACCGACAGAGGAAUGGAAAAAAGUCAUGUGACGGAGAGGGGAGUCUGGACGAGGAUGAUGACAAUCUGAAGGCCAGGAGCAGGGAGAGACUCCUGCUGGAGGCUCGCGUCCCUAGUCGCGCCAGAGCGUGGGGGGAGGAGGAGGAUUAUGAUGACGGUAAAGGUUAUGUUAGGGGAACACUGGUGGUUCCCUCCAGUGUGGUGGGGGACCAGUGGGAGGAGCACCGGAGCAGAAGAGAAGGGAGGAGGAGAGAGGAGAAAGAUCCUUACAAGGAUGUUCCCAGGGGAGAACGUUCUCUCAGACAUCCCCCAAGAGAGCCAGGCCAUGUUGUGCAAGGAGGCGUGGGGGGAGGUGCGGCUGUGCUGGCAGGAGGGGAGUACGGUGUGGGCGAGGCCACCCAGGGGUUGACCCGUCUGGAGCUGAGGGAAUUACGAGAGCAGGAGCUCAGGGACUUGGAGGUUGCCCGCAAGAUGCAGGAGGAGGAGAUAAAGGCCAGUAAGAUCGACAAGCGUGCCGCCCAAGUAGCUCAAGAUGAGGAGAUUGCCCGGUUGCUGAUGGAGCAGGAGAAAAAGGAGUAUAAGAAGUCCAAAGAGAAGGAGAGGCAGGCCCUGGAGAAGAGGAGGCCAGAGGGAGACUACAAACUAAGUACAGAGGAGGUGGUAAGGCCCAGAUCCAGAGAGGAAUAUGAAUACCAGAGGCAAAAGAACCACAACAAGCCUGACAGGCCUCCUCGGCCUCGCACACCCGAAUACGAGAACGUCAAUCCUGGCAACGGUUACUCAGAGAACCCCUUCACUCCUCGCGUUCCAUCCAGACCCGAGGCUGCCUACAAAGGUGCAUAUUACAGGCAGUGACCAACAGAUUGCCAAUGAUGUCCAGACAUCCCUUGUUUUUACCUUUUCAUUUUGACUCAUCAUGGCUGUCUACAAAAAUAAGAUGACUCCCUGUGUAUCCAGAGCCUUGAAGGAUUUACUGACUGGGUCCCGAGGUGUUUUUCAACCCCAUCUCAGUGGUCCUACCAAUCAGAAAGCUUGCAGCUUGAGAAGUUUAUCCCACACACUUGUUUUGUUUUUCUUUUAAUUGGCUCGACACUUAAGACAGCCCAAAAGAGAUGGCUUGUAACAUUAGUCCCCAGUCAGUAGCUGAUGGGGGCAGAGAUGGGGGGGAAAGGUCCUGUUUCUCAGUCGCCAUCAUCUGCUUCUUGCUAUUUUGUGAGUUUUGCUCGUGGUGACUCAGGAGUAUCGCUGGAUAUGCAAUCUCAGUUCCUCCAGAGGCCCUGUACAUCAAUGCUAUCCAACACAACAAGACCAACACAGGCACCACAUUGCAUCCUUUUAAUGCUAUAUUCUUUUUUGAGCGACAUUGUAUUCACGCAAAAGGAAACUUAUCAAGAUGCUGGGGGUUUUGCUUCUGUGUUUGUGUCUGGCUGUGAACUUCUUCCAUUGGUGUCUUUUGCUUGUGAGGGGCUAUUACUGGACCACGUGCAACUGUGGAUUUGGUGCAGAUGGCGUGUUAAGGGACAUUGCGUUACGGCUGUGUUUCUAUGUGCAUGCUUACUGAAAGUGAAUUAUUGUAUACUUAUGUUUUCCCCAUAAAAAAAAUUACCCACAACACCUUUGAUUACUCUUCAAGCCAAAAUCAAGUCUGUGUGAUUGAACUGAGUGGGAUAUAUGUUACUCAGCAUAAUGUCCUAAAUUCACUUAAUUUUAUGGAAAUGAAUCUGUAUAUGCUUGAAACUUGACCCUUUACAACCUAGAAGGCGUACAACCCAACGAAAAUAGUUUGGAUCAGUAUGAAGUCAUUGUAAUUAUUGCAAGUCUUAACACAAAGCGAAACGUCUUGCUUGAAUGGAUAAAAAAAUGUUUUCUGUCAGAUCAUUAAUUUUCUUGUUGUUUAUCACCUAUUUAAUUGUAAAUAAUGUAGGACUUACCAGUUUUGUUCUUGAAGGGUCUAUUUCAAAUUGUGGAUACUCUCCCAUCUCAAAAAGUACUGUAACAUGUAGUGAUUAUGGAAAGGAGGGCUUUUUAUUUAAUUGUAUUAUCUUUAUUUAUUUACCUUUCCUUCUCACUUUAUCUUGAGAUUCCAUACCAAAUCCAGAAAUGCUCUCCUUCUCUUGAUCAAAGUGGUGGUGUAUUUGCUUUCUGUGUGCUGCAGCCAUUUCCAGGAGAGAAAUUCAGUUUUUUAAAUGUGAGAGAUUUUUUCGUUUUGGUCAUAGACAACAAGGACCAUGAUGAUAAUCAGUGGGAUUGUGGAAUACACUGAUAUUGGCACACUUGAUAACAUAGGGAACCAUAUCAGAGGAUCACUGCUGUCUUAAAGGGGUUUUGUCCCUUAAAGGGACAUUUGCAUACUGUAACUAUACUGCCAUGAUUAUUUUUGACAUACUGUGGGUUUUCAGUCACAUCAUACAUUAUAGUGUUUAAUUAUCAAUGUUUUGAAUGUUAUUCAGUUGAAUCAUGGUGUUGGUUUUUUUCCCCUCAUUGUUCAACUUCAGCCAAGUGUAUAAUAGUAUUUUUAUUUGUUUAUGGGACUCUCAUGGUCACGUUAAUGCUUUAAAAUGUUUUUUGACAGAGAUGUGUUUUGUAUAUAAUGUUCGCAGACAUAUCUAUGUCUGUAAACUGUAUUGUGGUUGACAGGACAGACAUUGUGCCAUUUAUGUUUAACUUUUUCAGGGACAUUUGGAAAACUGGGGAUUAAUAAUCAAUAUAAAGUUAAUCACAGGAUGAUUGCUGGCCUGCCCCAUGCUUGGAUGUCAAAUUCUUCUUUGAUGAUAGCGCCUCCUUGUGGAGCGAUUGAAUACGAUUUUAAUAUCAGUCAUCAGGAAGUAGCUAAAUUUGUGAUUAUGGUUCAUAUGCAUUGAUUGCCCUUUUGGUUUUAAAAGAAAUACUAACCAAAGUGAAGUGUUAUCUUCCCAACGUACAACAAAUUACUAUCCAGGGUCUGUUUGCAAUUGACUAAUUUGAAAGCAGCACAUUAAGUGUGUUGGCAAAUACUGUAGUUUUGUGUGUGAACUUAUUAAAGGAUUCUGUUGUACCUUAACCAUCUUGAUUAACCGUAUCAAUAUUUGUAAUGGUUAAUGGUUUAUUCAAAUGUUAUGCCAAAUUGUCAUCUGUUUCAAUGUCACAUUUCCAAACCAUGUUUGAAGUGUACUGUAUGUGGUUUCACCUUGCUCCUCCUGAAAAGAAUCCCAAGUUUAAUCACCA
Messenger RNA from Osmerus eperlanus (European smelt), 4384 nucleotides. It is a transcript of the gene ccdc50a, whose product is annotated as coiled-coil domain containing 50a. The record is from RefSeq and is a predicted model, not a curated record. Bases 242 to 2035 code for a protein of 597 amino acids. NCBI's taxonomy places the organism in Eukaryota, Metazoa, Chordata, Actinopteri, Osmeriformes, Osmeridae. The transcript is spliced from 12 exons. Gene Ontology annotation, cellular component: cytoplasm. Gene Ontology annotation, molecular function: ubiquitin protein ligase binding.